This is a messenger RNA of Lucilia cuprina (Australian sheep blowfly), 1040 nucleotides long. Its product is annotated as cell wall integrity and stress response component 2-like. The record is from RefSeq and is a predicted model, not a curated record. The coding region runs from base 122 to 541 and encodes 139 amino acids. NCBI's taxonomy places the organism in Eukaryota, Metazoa, Arthropoda, Insecta, Diptera, Calliphoridae. The transcript has 2 exons.
UAUUUUUUUUUUUUUUUGCCUUAAAAAAACGAUAUUAUUUUAGCAAUCUUCUUCGUCUACUAAAACUUGUAUACAAUUAACAAUUAAUAAUAAUAACAAUAAUACUAUUAUUGCAACAACAAUGACAACAUCUUCUUCGUCGUCGUCUGCAAGUACAACAACUGAAACAACGACAACAACAUCACCAUCCAAUACCAUACUAUGUGCUUCACCGGAAGCUCGUAGUCAACGCGAUAUAUUCAAUAAACGUCGUCGUAAAAAAUUUAUAACAACAAGAACUACUACUGAUACUAGUACUAGUACAGAAGAAGAAGCUGAAACAGAAGCAACAGAAACAUCAACAUCCAUUAACCAGAAUACAACAUGUGCAACCACCCAACAGCAACAACAGAAACAACAAUUACACACUAAAUGUACUCAUUUAACUAUACAAAAGGUUGUUGUCACUUUGUUGUUUCUCCCUCUCUUUCUUAAUAUUUCAUUUUUUGUACAAAAACGUCACAAAAAAAAGAAAAAUUAUAAUAAAAUUUCUCUAUAUUAGUCUAGAGAUCUCAUCUACUGCUACUUAUUACAACUAUUUAAAUUAUUAUUAUUUUUUAUUUAUUAAUUAUAAUGUACAUUGUAUACAAUAAUUUAUUGCUUUUUCUUACUAUUUAACAUGACUCUAGAAUGACUCUAUUUUUCUUUAAGUUUGUUAUUUGAACCACAAAGAGAGGUCAACAUCAUUUCAGACAAAUUAUCAUUAUUAUUAUUAUUAUUGAGACCGACUGGGGGGGUAGUGCAGACUGACAUUCAUAGACAAUUUGCUUUGACAUUUACUCGCCAGUGAAUGACCAGUAAGUGCAAUUUUCUCACAAAAGAUCAAUAUCUAGGUUUUGUUAAGUAAUUAUUUUUGCACUAAAUAAAUGUGACAAACAAUAGUUAACUCUAAACAAGUAAGAGUUCUAUAUUCGGCUGUGCCGAAUCUUAUAUACCCUUCACCAUGAUGUGUGAAAAAAACAGUCAUUACGAAUUUUAUUACAAAAAAUGAAAAACUCUAA